This is a messenger RNA of Papaver somniferum (opium poppy), 1257 nucleotides long. RefSeq lists its product as uncharacterized. Lineage: Eukaryota; Viridiplantae; Streptophyta; Magnoliopsida; Ranunculales; Papaveraceae. The record is from RefSeq and is a predicted model, not a curated record. The transcript is spliced from 3 exons. Bases 1 to 1257 code for a protein of 418 amino acids.
AUGGUGGCUUGCAAGGUGAGCAACGACAACAUGAAUCCCUCACAGAAUGUGAGGAACCCAGGAAUGAAUAGUUGCAUGGCUGGUAUUGCCCCUCCCUCUUUUGGUAAUUGUUUUAAUAUGAAAAUCAUGGUUUGGAAUUGUAGAGAGGCUACCAGGCCCUCUUUUCUGAGGUUUAUUAAAGAUCUGGUGAAGAGAGGAAGGCCUUCUAUUGUGGCUUUACUUGAAACUCGUUUAAUGGAUUUUGAGGCUAAGGGAAUUGUUAGUCAGUUGGGUUUUACUGACUGUAUUGUGGUUGAUCCUGAAGGGUUUUCUAGUGGACUUGUUUUUCUCUGGAACAAAGAAACUGUUGACAUUCAAGCCACUGCAGAAUCCAGAUGGAUUAUUCAUGCUGUUGUUACUGUCAAAAAUCAGGAUCCAUGGCUGCUUUCUACUGAUGUUGUUGUUAAGUGCAAUUUGAUUGAUGCUGGGUCUACUGGUCCUAAAUUCACUUGGAACAAUAAGCGAACUGGUGGAGCUAAUAUCCAGGAAAGAUUAGACACAGUCCUCAUCAACUCUCUUUGGAGAAGCAAAUUCCAUAAUGCUCAGAAAAGUUGGAAAGACAAUAAUAGCGGAUCCGCCUCUUCUACAUUUGUUUCUAAUAUUAACAACCUUCAUAAGGAUGCUAAAAUUUGGAACAAGACCACUUUUGGCGAUAUUAGGAAUCAGAUAAAAACCUCUAGACAUAAUUUGACCGUAGCUCAGGAUGAAUUUGAUAGUAAUCCUAGUAUUGAAAACAAAGGUAAAAUGACUAGAUGUUUGUAUGAGUACCGGAAAGUCUUGCAAAUGGAAGAGACCUUUUGGAAACAAAAAUCUAGAGUGCAGUGGCCUGCUGAGGGCAAUAGAAAUACUAAGUUUUUCCAUAUUUUCGCCCUUGUCAGAAGAAAUACGAAUAAAAACACUAUGCUUAAAAAUUCUGAUGGGAUUUGGCUUCGUGACGAAAAAGAUAUUGAGGAUCAUAUUGUUACUCAUUUUGAGGCUUUGUUUACUGACUCUGGAUGGGAUCCUAGAGAUGAUCGAGAACUUUGUCAACUUGUCCCUAAUGUUAUCACAAGUGAUGAAAAUGUCUCUCUCACCAGAAUGGUUACAACUGGUGAGAUUAAGAAAGCUCUUAGCCAGCUAGGGGCUCUGAAAGUCCCUGGUCCGGAUGGCUUUCAAGGUAUUUUUUUCUCCAAAUACUGGGAUCAAAUUGGUCCAAAUGUUUGCGAAAUGAUUACAUAA